Molecule: messenger RNA, 744 nt
Organism: Arvicanthis niloticus (Nile rat)
Lineage: Eukaryota; Metazoa; Chordata; Mammalia; Rodentia; Muridae
Source: RefSeq, a predicted model, not a curated record
CUCACCUCCUGCUACCAUGUGCUGCAAUUACUACGGAAACUCCUGUGGAGGCUGUGGAUAUGGCUCAAGAUAUGGCUAUGGCUGUGGAUAUGGCUCUGGCUAUGGCUGUGGAUAUGGCUCAGGCUAUGGCUGUGGAUACGGCUCUGGCUAUGGCUGUGGAUACGGCUCUGGCUAUGGCUGUGGAUAUGGCUCUGGCUAUGGCUGUGGAUAUGGCUCAGGCUAUGGCUGUGGAUACGGCUUAGGCUAUGGCUGUGGAUAUGGCUCAGGCUAUGGCUGUGGAUAUGGCUCUGGCUAUGGCUGUGGAUAUGGCUCUGGCUAUGGCUGUGGAUAUGGCUCCAGGUAUGGCUGUAGAUAUGGCUCUGGUUGCUGUAGCUACAGAAAAUGCCGUUCCUCUUGCUGCUAGUCUCUACCAUAAAUUCUCCACCCAGGGACUAAGCAGAAGAAGAGCAAGUUGAACUGGAAUUCCCAUCUAUUUCGUCAAGCCCAAGAAAUGACUGACAACUCUGUGCUGGACAGUAGAAAACAUCUCACAAUAUGUGUUUGCUCCUGAGAUAAACUAGAAAGUUUGGUUCAUCAUGGAAGAUGGAUUUUAUUUUACUGGGUUUUGGAGUGUACCCUUUACAACUGUCUCUUUGAGCCUGUGAUUAAAGCUGUCUUCACAAGCACAGAAGAAAUGUACAUUUGGAAUAUACAAAUGUGGAAAAAAAUCCCAGUCGUUGAAUAAAAAUAAUUUACUUACUAUUA